AGGGAGACACUAGUUGCCAAAACAUAUUGCAGAUCAGACUAAACACAAGCCUCAGGAUCCCUGCGCUUGUGUGAGAGAAGAGAGAGAGAGAGAGAGAGAGCACUUCUCUGCCAGACGUGCUUUCUGGUAAAGAGCUUCUAUAUCUCCUGGUACCUCUCUCUCUCUCUCUCUCUCUCUGUUGAAUGUGUUUCUACAGACGCAUUUGUUAUUUUGUAUAGCAGGGGUGGAUCUAUGCAAUGUCAUGCAUGUCUAUUUGAUUGCACAUAGGCAGGCAUUGGAAAACCAACAAUGGGUGCCGGAGGCCAAAUGUCUGUUGACGUCGUCAACAAGAGUGAAGAACAGAAAGCCACACUCCAGCGAGUGCCACACACACAGCCCCCAUUCACACUUGGCCAACUUAAGAAAGCCAUCCCACCACAUUGUUUCAAACGUUCCCUCUUCCGCUCAUUUUCCUAUGUUGCUUACGACCUCUUCUUUGCCUUCCUCUUCUACUACAUUGCUACCUCUUACUUCCACCUCCUCCCUCACCCACUUUCCUACUUUGCAUGGCCAAUCUAUUGGACUCUCCAAGGCUGCAUUCUCACUGGUGUUUGGGUCAUUGCUCAUGAGUGUGGUCACCAUGCAUUCAGUGACUACCAAUGGGUCGAUGACACAGUUGGCCUAGUCCUCCACUCUGCUCUUUUGGUGCCCUACUUCUCAUGGAAAAUUAGUCACCGUCGUCACCACUCAAACACAGGGUCAUUAGAGCGAGAUGAAGUGUUUGUUCCCAAGCCUAAAUCCAAAAUGCCAUGGUUUUCCAAGUACUUCAACAACCCACCAGGCAGGGUCCUUACUCUUCUGGUCACACUCAUUCUAGGUUGGCCCUUGUACUUAGCCUUCAAUGUUUCAGGCCGUCCCUAUGACCGAUUUGCAUGCCACUAUGAUCCCUAUGGCCCCAUUUAUUCUGGUCGGGAAAGGCUUCAAAUAUAUAUCUCAGAUGCUGGUAUCUUUGCCGCCACUUACGUGCUUUACAGUGCUGCAAUGGCAAAAGGACUGGCUUGGCUUGUAUGUGUUUAUGGGGUGCCAUUGCUCAUAGUCAAUAGCUUUCUUGUAACGAUCACAUACUUGCAGCAUACUCACCCUUCAUUGCCACACUACGACUCAUCCGAGUGGGACUGGCUGAAGGGAGCGUUGGCAACAGCAGAUAGAGAUUAUGGGGUGCUGAAUAAGGUUUUCCACAACAUCACAGACACGCAUGUGGCUCACCAUCUCUUCUCUACAAUGCCUCAUUACCAUGCAAUGGAGGCCACCAAAGCAAUCAAGCCAAUACUGGGUGAGUACUACCGGUUUGAUGGCACAUCAUUUUACAAGGCGUUGUGGAGGGAGGCUAAAGAGUGCAUUUAUGUUGAGCCGGACGAGAGGGCCCCUAGCAAAGGAGUGUUCUGGUACCAGAAAAAGCUGUGAUGCUGGAUGCAAUAUUGGGGCAAAAGAAAACGUGGUUAGCUGGUAAGUGUCUUUAGUUCGUUGAAGGACUUUAGUAAUGAAAAGUGUGUUAAAUCUGUCUUAGCAAUGAAAAAAAGUUUCGGUGUUGUUGGGUUUAGUGAAGUGUCUGUAACGUACUUUUCCAAACGUAAACUAUGUUGUGUUGGGUGAAA
This is a messenger RNA of Carya illinoinensis, 1634 nucleotides long. Its product is annotated as delta(12)-acyl-lipid-desaturase-like. Gene Ontology annotation, biological process: lipid metabolic process. The transcript has 2 exons. Lineage: Eukaryota; Viridiplantae; Streptophyta; Magnoliopsida; Fagales; Juglandaceae. The record is from RefSeq and is a predicted model, not a curated record. Gene Ontology annotation, molecular function: oxidoreductase activity, acting on paired donors, with oxidation of a pair of donors resulting in the reduction of molecular oxygen to two molecules of water. Bases 289 to 1443 code for a protein of 384 amino acids.